UUACUUUACUUUUAAAUUUCAGAUGCAUGCUGCUCGAACUGGUCAUUCUGGAUUUUCUGAGUCUACAGAAGAAAUAAAACCACUUACAGAAGAAGAGAAGAAAGAGCAAUUAGCCAAGAUUCAGGAACGUUUGAAGCAGAAACAAGCUGAACGGUUAGAAAAGGAAAAGAAAGAUAACAUAGAGAAGGAGAAAAUGCGGAGAAAACAAGGAAAAGAACUGAGUUCAAUUAAAGAGCAAAUGGAAAUGGAUGAAAUGAAACGACAAGCAGAACUCAAAAAAAGAGAAAAAUUGGAGGAAAAGAAAGCCAAGGAACGAGUGAGGGAACAGAUUGCAAGAGACAAAGCAGAAAGAGCCGCCAAGUUUGCUAAAACCAAUACAGCAACUGCUCCACCCCCCUCUGCUCCUGCUCCAGCUGCUACAUCAUCUAAACCUGCUGAUGUACAAAAGAAAGAAUAUACACAGACUAAGUUACAGGUGAAACAAAAUCAUAUAUUUAGAUGGUUAAACAAGAGCAUUUGUGUAUCUACAAUAUCACUUUUGUUGUGUUUUGUCAGUAGGUAUUUCUAAGAGGUUUAUCCAUUC
This is a messenger RNA of Anneissia japonica, 583 nucleotides long. RefSeq names its product UBX domain-containing protein 1-A-like. The record is from RefSeq and is a predicted model, not a curated record. Lineage: Eukaryota; Metazoa; Echinodermata; Crinoidea; Comatulida; Comatulidae. Bases 23 to 568 code for a protein of 181 amino acids. The transcript is spliced from 4 exons.